Molecule: messenger RNA, 2184 nt
Organism: Nycticebus coucang (slow loris)
Lineage: Eukaryota; Metazoa; Chordata; Mammalia; Primates; Lorisidae
Gene: RTP1
Product: receptor transporter protein 1
Exons: 2
Coding region: 79-876 (265 amino acids)
Biological process (GO): protein targeting to membrane; protein insertion into membrane; detection of chemical stimulus involved in sensory perception of bitter taste
Cellular component (GO): cell surface
Molecular function (GO): olfactory receptor binding
Source: RefSeq, a predicted model, not a curated record
CCUGCCUGGUUACCGUGGAAACAGGUUCCACUGCGGACAAAGGAGGGAGCUGGGUCCUGCUUCCUCCUGGUUCUGUAGAUGAGGAUUUUUAGACCGUGGAGAUUGCGUUGCCCUGCCCUGCAUCUGCCCUCGUUCCCUGCAUUCUCACUAAGGUGGAGCUUGCCCUCACUCACUAUUGACACUGACGAGACCAUGUGUAAAAGUGUGACCACAGGUGAGUGGAAGAAAAUCUUCUAUGAGAAGAUGGAGGAAGCAAAGCCAGCAGACAGCUGGGACCUCAUCAUAGAUCCCAACCUCAAGCACAAUGUGCUGGCCCCUGGCUGGAAGCAGUACCUGGAAUUGCAUGCCUCAGGCAGGUUCCACUGCUCCUGGUGCUGGCACACCUGGCAGUCGCCCCACGUGGUCAUCCUCUUCCACAUGCACCUGGACCGUGCCCAGCGGGCAGGCUCGGUGCGCAUGCGCGUCUUCAAGCAGCUGUGUUACGAGUGCGGCUCGGCGCGGCUGGACGAGUCCAGCAUGCUGGAGGAGAACAUCGAGAGCCUGGUGGACAACCUCAUCACUAGCCUGCGUGAGCAGUGCUAUGGCGAGCACGGAGGCCAGUACCGCAUCCAGGUGGCCAGCCGCCAGGACACCCGGCGGCACCGCGGCGAGUUCUGCGAGGCCUGCCAGGAGGGCAUCGUGCACUGGAAGCCCAGCCAGAAGCUGCUGGAGGAGGAGGCCACCACCUACAUCUUCUCCCGGCCGCCCAGCCCCACCAAGCCGCCGGCCGAGACGGGCUCAGGCUGCAACUUCUGCUCUAUCCCCUGGUGCUUGUUUUGGGCCACGGUGCUGCUGCUGAUCAUCUACCUGCAGUUCUCCUUCCGCAGCUCCGUCUAGGGGCCCCGCGGGGGCCCACGGCUCCAGGAGAGACCCGGGCUGGGAGUGGGGUCACAUUCCAGCACUGGUGCCGCCACUGACUGAGGGGCACCCUGGACAAAUUACCCAGUUUUUCCAUCUGUAAAGUUAAGGGUUUGGGUUUUUCACAGUGAAACCCAGAACCCCUGCGUUCUGCACAGGGGCCUCGAGGACUCUGGCACUCGGAAGGUAGACUGAGGGGGUGAGUUCUGGCUCCUGGUCCAACCACCUAUCCCUAAAUCCUACCUCCUCCUCUUGCUUUAGCCAGGGCAGCUCUACUUUAGAUGGAGUUCCGUUUAACAUUUUCUUUCAAGCAAGUUUCAGCUGCUUUUAAUAAGCUAGGGGAUUAGAGGACGAGGUGAUCGCCAAGGGCCUUUCCACAGUGAGGAGCUUGACCUUGCUCUCUUGUUAAUCUCCCACUCCUACCCCUCAUUGCCUCCUACAUCUUGUAGCUGCAGCCUUAAACUCUUUGGUUACUGUAUGAGCCUCCUCCACAGCCCUGCCACCCCGUACACAUACAGCAGAGGUUCCUCUUUAAGGGAGAGAGGCUCUCCCUUUGCUGCUGGGCACACAGGGGCCCGUGCUUCUGUUCCUCCAGCUUCCAGCUUCUUUCCACUCUGAGUGGAUUAUGGGGUCUGCCUGGCUGAAAGAAGGGGGUGCGUGUGGAGUCCCAUAGGGCUAGGCUUCCCACCCACUGCAUAUGAACUGGCAGAGGAUUUAGGGGAGGUUUAGAAGAUAAGAGUUUUAGAAGCAAAGCAAAAAAUCCCUGGUAAUAGAUAUAAUGAUUCUCCAUUAUAAUAGAGGGUCUUCAGAGUCCAGGGACCAGGUCUAACAGAUUCUUAGCAGUGCUGACAGCCAGAACACAGGAAAUGGGAGGUAACUGGACUUUUGGGUUCUUCACUGAAACUAUAGUCAAGUGGCUUUCCCACAUUGGCCAAGCAUGAGCCCUUCUGCCAAAGAUGGGCUGUCCACUUAGAAUCACAGGGAUAGGGUGUCUUCUGCAAGAGAGAGGCCAUUAAGGACAUGAAGUGCUUUACCCAUAGAGAAGUGCAUAGAUAUUUGGGAUAAUCCUAUAUUGAUCUAAAAUGGGAUGUAAUACCAUUAGGAGUGGGAGGAAUGAGACUUUCUUACAGAAGGACAUGGAAUGGAAUUGGUGGGGAGAGGCAGAAAGCUUUCCUUUUGAGGGCCCUCAUUCACCCACCUCUGUUAAUAACUUGGCUCCUUCUCCUUUUCUCACUAUUAUGUUUGAUAGAAAGUCAUAAUUAUCUGUAAUGGUAGAGGGAGGAGGGC